AGAAAGAAUCUGCAUCCUCCAUCCAUCCAUUCCCCGGGUGCUCAACUUGCUCGAAACCGUUUUUGAGAACCCAGCUCAUUCCGAAAUCAGCUCAGUCCGUCUUUUGUCUACUCGCAGAGAGAAAGGAGGACGAACAGCUUUCGUUUUUCGAAAGCGCAAGGGCUGUUCAUUCCACGUCAUUCAGGCAGGGUUGAAAAUCGAAACUUGACACCUUUAUAAGCAGCAGAACCGCACCCAUCAAACGGCAAGAUGGUUAUUGAACAAAAAUUCAAACCCGGGGAGGAACCCGACCCCACGGAAUUCCUUUUCGUCUCAAUGGAGAUGAAGAGGCAGGACCAGUCCAAGCCUUAUGACGCCAAGAAGGCUUGCUGGGUCCCUGAUGAGAAGGAAGGGUUCGUUGUCGGAGAAAUUGCUGGAACCAAGGGGGACAUUAUCAUCGUCAAAGUCGAUGGCGCCGACAAGAACUUCAAGAAGGACCUCGUGGGGCAGGUGAAUCCCCCAAAAUACGAGAAAUGCGAGGACAUGUCCAAUCUGACCUUUUUGAACGACGCCUCUGUCCUGCACAACUUGAGGCAGCGAUACUACGCCAGACUUAUCUACACCUACUCUGGCCUCUUCUGUAUCGCCGUCAACCCGUACGUCCGAUUUCCCAUCUACACCCCUCGUGCCAUGAAAAUCUACCAGGGCAAGCGACGUAAUGAAGUCCCACCUCACAUUUUCGCCAUUGCUGAGGGAGCUUACCAAAACAUGUUGCAAGAUCAUGAAAAUCAGUCCAUCUUGAUUACCGGAGAAUCUGGUGCCGGAAAGACAGAAAACACCAAGAAGGUUAUUGCCUAUUUCGCCAACGUUGCCUCUUCUGGCAAGGCUUCGGACUCCAAGAAAGUGUCCCUUGAAGAUCAAAUUGUCCAAACUAAUCCUGUCCUCGAGUCUUUUGGUAACGCCAAGACCACGCGUAAUGACAACUCUUCCCGUUUCGGUAAGUUCAUCCGUAUCCAUUUCGGACCCUCUGGCAAACUUGCCGGUGCUGAUAUUGAGUCCUACCUGUUGGAGAAGGCUCGAGUCAUCUCCCAGAUGUCACAGGAACGUUGUUACCACAUCUUCUACCAGCUCAUGUCUCCCAAUUGUAACAAGGCCGGAGUUAAAUCCAUGUGUCUGUUGGGUGAUGAUAUUUACAAAUAUCAUUACUGCUCUCAAGGAAAAGUCACUGUCCCCUCCAUUGAUGACAGUGAAGAGUUUGCCGCAACUCACGAGGCUUUCGAAAUCCUUUUGUUCACUGAUGAAGAACGAGCCAACAUUUACCGCAUUACUGCUGCCGUAAUGCACAUGGGAGAGCUCAAGUUUGAACAGAAAGGUCGAGAUGAACAGGCCAUGCAGGCAGAAGAGGAAGAAGGUGCUGCUACCGGAAAACUUCUCGGAAUUGACGGUGAGAUUUUGUACAUCAACAUUUGCAAGCCCAGGAUCAAGGUCGGAACCGAGUUCGUCACCAAGGGACAAAACGUUCAACAAUGUAACGCUACCUGUGGUGCCCUCGCCAAGUCCAUGUUUGAUCGUCUCUUCAAGUUCCUUGUGAAGAAAUGUAAUGAAACUUUGGACACCAAACAAAAUCGGGCCUCUUUCUCCGCUGUGUUGGAUAUUGCCGGAUUCGAAAUCUUUGAAGAGAACGGAUUCGAUCAGCUUUGCAUCAACUUCACCAAUGAGAAAUUGCAACAGUUUUUCAACCAUCACAUGUUCGUCCUCGAGCAGGAAGAGUACAAGAAAGAAGGUCUUGACUGGAUCUUUGAGGAUUUCGGUAUGGACUUGCAAGCUACCAUCACACUUUUCGAGCAGCCUAUGGGAGUCUUCUCCAUUCUUGAGGAAGAGUCUAUGUUCCCCAAAGCCACUGACCAAACGUUCAUCGAAAAGUUGAAGAGCAACCAUUUGGGCAAGUCCAACUGCUUCUUGAAACCCAAACCACCAAAGCCAGGUUUCAAGGAGGGUCAUUUUGCCGUUGCCCAUUACGCCGGUACCGUCACGUACAACAUUACCGGAUGGCUCGAGAAGAACAAGGAUCCCCUCAACGACACCGUGGUUGACCAAUACAAGAAGGGAGGCAACGCCUUGAUUUGCGAACUCUACUCUGAUCAUCCUGGUCAGUCCGAGGAGGCUGGUGGCAAAGGUGGUGGGGGUGGCAAAAAGAAGGGUGGAUUCAAGACCGUAUCUUCCGGCUACAGGGAGCAACUUGGCAACUUGAUGGCCACCUUGAAAGCUACUCAUCCCCAUUUCAUUCGAUGCAUUGUGCCCAACGAGAUCAAAAAGCCAGGUUUGGUUGACGCUGCUCUUGUUAUGCACCAGCUCACUUGUAAUGGUGUGCUUGAAGGCAUUCGUAUUUGCAGAAAGGGUUUUCCCAACAGGAUGCUGUAUCCUGAUUUCAAACACAGAUACGCAAUCCUGGCUUCGGCUCAGAUGGCUGCGGAAAAAGAGGACAAAAAAAUUGCUGUCGCUUGCUUCGAGACGAUCGGGCUGAACGCUGACAAAUACCGAGUCGGUCACACCAAAGUAUUCUUCAGGGCUGGAGUUCUCGGAGAGAUGGAGGAAAUUCGUGACGACAAGCUGGGCAAAAUCAUCACCUGGCUUCAAGCCCAAGUCCGCAAGUACAACGUGGCCAAAGCUUACCGUACUCUCGAGAAGCAACGCAAAGCUCUCGAAGUUGUGCAACGUUCUCUGAAAUCCUACGUCAAUCUUCGUUGCUGGCCAUGGUGGGGACUCUGGAAACUGAUCAAGCCUAAUCUUCAAACAUGCAAGAUUGAAGAAAACAUGAAAAAGGCCGAAGUUAAGAUUGCCAAGUUUGAAGCCAUCCUAGUUGAAGAGGAGAAGGCCCGUGCUGAAGCGGAAAAGAAGGCAAAGCACACCAUCCACGAGAAGGACAAGCUGUUGAAGGAAUUGGACGAGGAGAAAAAUGCCGGUUCCAACUUCCAAGAAAGAUUCAACAAGAUCAACGCUCAGAAGAACGAACUCGACGCUCAACUUAACGACCUGACCAACCGUGUGCAGAGUGAGGAAGAUCAGAAAAACCAGAUUCAACAACAACUCCGCAAACAACAACAAGACCUCGCCAACACGAAGAAGGAGUUGGAAGAGAAUGCCAAAAGCUUGGAGAAAUUGGAUGCUGACAAAGUCGCGAAAGAGGGUCAAAUCAAGAACUUGAAUGAAGAGCUCGCCCACCAGGAGGAACUCAUUUCUAAGCUGCAAAAGGAGAAGAAACAGGUGCAAGAGGCUGCUCAACACACGUCCGAAGAUGUCCAAGCUCUCGAGGACAAAGUCAACGGUUUGAACAAAAUCAAAACCAAGUUGGAACGAUCAUUGGACGAGUUGGAGGACUCGCUCGAACGAGAAAAGAAACUUCGUGGUGAUAUUGAAAAAGCUAAGCGCAAGGUUGAAGGUGACCUGAAAAUCGCGCAAGAGGCCGUCGCCGAUUUGGAAAGAAACAAGAAGGAUGUUGAGCAAACGGUUCAACGAAAAGAUAAGGAAAUCUCAUCCCUCACCGCCAAAUUGGAAGAAGAACAAGGGCUCAUUGCUAAACUUCAACGUCAAAUCAAGGAGUUGCAAGCUCGCAUUGAAGAACUUGACGAGGAGCUUGAAGCUGAGCGCAUCGCUCGUGCCAAAGCUGAAUCCCAAAGGUCCAACCUUGCCAGAGAAUUGGAAGAACUUGGUUCCCGAUUGGAAGAAGCCGGCUCUGCGACCUCCGGACAGAUCGAACUCAACAAGAAGCGUGAAGCUGAACUCGCCAAGUUGCGCCGUGAACUGGAAGAGACCAACGUUCAACAUGAAGCCAGCAUGGCCGGUCUGCGCAAGAAGCACAACGACGCCGUCGCCGAGAUGGCCGAACAAAUCGACAACCUUAACAAGAUGAAGGCCAAGGCAGAGAAGGAUCGAUCACAAAUCGCAACCGAGUUGAACGACUCUCGUGCCGCUAUGGACCACCUCGUCAACGACAAAGCCGGACAGGAGAAGCUCGGAAAACACUUGCAACACCAAAUGGCUGAGAUUCAAGGACGAUAUGAAGAGGUCGCCAGGAAUGUGAACGAGGUUGACCAGACCAAGAAACGCCUCGCUUUGGAGAAUACCGACAUGGCGCGACAAAUCGAGGAAGCCGAGAGCAAUCUGUCCGCUCUGGGCAAACUCAAGGUUUCUCUCGCCACGCAGCUUGAGGACACCAAGAGACUCGCGGACGAGGAGGGACGCGAGAGGGCCACCCUUUUGGGCAAAUACCGAAACGUGGAGCACGACUUGGACCUUCUCCGAGAACAAUUGGAUGAAGAAGCCGAAGCCAAGAGUGAAAUUCAGAAGCAGUUGAGCCGAGCCAAUGCGGAGGCGCAAUUGUGGAGGACGAAAUAUGAGAACGAGGGUGUCGCCAGGAUUGAGGAGUUGGAGGAAGCAAAACGCAAGCUCCUCGCUCGUCUCCAAGAAGCCGAAGAAACCAUCGAAUCUCUCAACGUCAAGUCUAUCGCCCUUGAGAAGACCAAGCAACGUCUCUCGUCCCAACUUGAAGACAUGACCUCGGAAGUCGACCGCUCUCGCGCUCUCGUCAUCCAACUUGAGAAGAAGCAAAAGUACUUUGACAAGAUCAUUGACGAAUGGAAGGCCAAGGUUGGAGAUUUGCAAUCCGAGGUUGACGCAUCCCAGAAGGAGGCUCGAUCCUACGCCACCGAAGUUUUCCGCAUUCGUGCCGCCUACGAACAAGAGCAAGAACAACUUGACGCCGUCAAACGCGAGAACAAGAACUUGGCAGAUGAAAUCAAGGAUCUCUUUGACCAAAUCGGAGAAGGAGGCCGAAACGUCCAUGAGAUUGAGAAGGCAAGAAAUCGUCUCCAAAUCGAGAAGGAAGAACUCCAAUCUGCUCUCGAAGAAGCUGAAGCUGCCUUCGAACAAGAAGAGAACAAAGUACUUCGCGUUCAACUCGAGCUUUCCCAAGUGCGACAAGAGAUUGAUCGACGCAUUCAAGAGAAGGAGGAAGAGUUCGAAAACACUCGCAAGAACCAACAGCGUGCCCUUGACUCGAUGCAGGCAUCUCUGGAGGCCGAGAGCAAAGGAAAGCAAGAAGCACUCCGAGUCAAGAAGAAGUUGGAGACGGACAUUAACGAGUUGGAAAUUGCGUUGGACCACGCCAACAAGACCAAUGCUGAGGCGAGCAAGACCAUCAAGCGAUACUUGCAACAACUCAAGGAGACCCAAUCCCUCCUCGAGGAAGAACAACGUGCCCGUGACGAGGCAAGGGAAGCAUACGGAAUUGCAGAACGACGAGCAAACGCCUUCUCCAACGAGCUUGACGAGUCACGAACCCUUCUCGAACAAGCCGACCGAGCGCGACGAUGUGCCGAACAGGAAUUGCACGAUGCUCGAGAUCAAAUCAACGAACUUGGCAACCAAACCUCAAUCUUGGGUGGAAUCAAGCGUCAAUUGGACUCUCAGUUGCAGACGAUGCAUGCUGACUUGGAGGCGAUCUUGAAUGAAGCCAAGAAUUCUGAAGAGAAGGCAAAGAAGGCCAUGGUGGAUGCAGCCCGUCUCGCUGACGAACUUCGCAUGGAACAAGAACACGCACAGAGCCAAGAACGUGCCCGCAAGGGACUCGAGGUCACCAUGAAGGACCUGCAAGGACGAUUGGAAGAAGCAGAACAGAGCAUCCUCAAAGGAGGGCGUAAACAAAUCGCCAAGUUGGAGGAACGCGUCCGACUCAUUGAAACCGAGCUCGACUCUGAACAACGUCGCCACUCUGAGGCACAAAAGAACAUGCGACGAGCUGAGCGACGAUGCAAAGAAUUGUCCUUCCAAGCCGAGGAAGACCGCAAGAACCACGAAAAGAUGCAAGACCUCGUGGAGAAGUUGCAACAGAAGAUCAAGACUUACAAGAGACAGAUUGAAGAGGCGGAAGAGGUAGCUGCUCUCAAUCUUGCUAAGUUCCGUAAAGCACAACAGGAGUACGAAGAGGUUGAGGAACGCAAUGACUUGGCUGAGGCUGCCUUGAGCAAGGUCCGACCCGGACCGCUUCCAAGGGGCCGCCCAGCGUCCAUGGCACGAGGAAUGAGCCCAUUUUAAAUGUAAAAAUCGGUAAAUAUGAUGGGACAGCUACUUAGCUACUACCUCCUCUCUGUAUAUUUGUUCUUCACUGAACAACUUUCCAUCGUUUCUACCCACAAUCUCUCUGUCUGCUAUCUACACACCCUACUCUUUCAACCUCUGAGGAAAUUAUCGCCACUCAGCCCACGCCCUCUUCUCACCCUCCUCCCACUGCUGCGAGUAACAAAAGACACGACGGACUAAUACAUGAAUUGAGAGCAGGAUGAGGAAUGGGUCAAGUUGAUGGUGCUAAUUCCGGAUGACAAUACUUUCUUUGUACCGUCUGUCGUAAAUAUAAACUGUCCAUGUUUUCACUCUUGUUGACUAAUCUUUUCGUGUAGGGUACAACUGCAUCUCUCUCUCUCUGUCUCUUCUCUAGAGUUAAGUAUAUCUCGUAUAGAUCUAAAUACUAUCACUAACUUCUUCUUCAUUAGAGAGCAACUAGACGUUCUUCUAUAGCGACUCUUCUACUAUACCCAGAGUGAUGAUUAAUGUAUGUAAUUCUGUAAAAAUACUGGAAUAAUAAAGUUGCAAACUCGAUAAAAAAUA
Molecule: messenger RNA, 6642 nt
Organism: Folsomia candida
Lineage: Eukaryota; Metazoa; Arthropoda; Collembola; Entomobryomorpha; Isotomidae
Product: myosin heavy chain, muscle
Exons: 47
Coding region: 250-6072 (1940 amino acids)
Cellular component (GO): myosin complex
Molecular function (GO): cytoskeletal motor activity; actin filament binding; ATP binding
Source: RefSeq, a predicted model, not a curated record